Molecule: messenger RNA, 2780 nt
Organism: Rhopalosiphum maidis (corn leaf aphid)
Lineage: Eukaryota; Metazoa; Arthropoda; Insecta; Hemiptera; Aphididae
Gene: Osbp
Product: oxysterol-binding protein 1
Exons: 13
Coding region: 1-2376 (791 amino acids)
Cellular component (GO): intracellular membrane-bounded organelle; cytosol; membrane
Molecular function (GO): sterol binding
Source: RefSeq, a predicted model, not a curated record
AUGGCCGCAGCAGACGUAAAAAGUUCGACCCCGCCGCCCCCACUGUCGAUGGUCGACGAGGACAUGAAAGGAUGGCUGUUCAAGUGGACAAAUUAUAUUAAAGGAUAUCAAAAACGGUGGUUCGUCCUGUCCAACGGUGUAUUAUCCUACUACAGGACUCAAGCUGAAAUAUCACAGUUAUGUCGUGGUACGAUUAGUUUGAAUGGGGCUACAAUACACACAGAGGAUUCGUGCACAAUCGUUAUAUCAAAUGGCGGUACUCAAACUUUUCACCUCCGCGCCACCAGUGAAGUUGAACGGCAAAGAUGGGUAACUGAAUUGGAGUUGGCUAAAGCUCGAGAAGUUGGACAUACUAAUACUGAUAGAGGCAAGGAAAAAGAAUUGAGUGCAAACUUAGAAGUUUCAUCUGUAGUGUCUUCAUUAAAUACAAAAUUAUCUGAAUUGCGAUCACAAAGCGAGAUUAUAUCUAAACAUAGCAAAGCUCUUCAACGGUGCUUAACUGAACUAGAAACUAUAGACAUACCUCCUGAUGUCUCCACAAAAAUAAAAGCAUGGAUGGAGCGUGCAAAUUUGAUACGUAUUGCGUCAGUUGGUAUGGUAACUAAUUGUUCAGAGUAUUUAGAUUUGGCUCAAAGUCAGGGUAAUAAAUGGCAAAAGAUGUUGUACAAUGAACGGCGGCAGCGUAUACAGUUGGUAGAAAUGGUAGAUCAAAUUGCUAGGGAACAGACUGUAUUGGAGCAUGUAGCUAAUAACGACAAACAAGGUGAUUCUACCGAUGAAGAUGAUGCUUCAGACAGUUGUGAAUUUUUUGAUGCUCAAGGUGGUGAUUCUUUUGAUGUUACCACAAAUAAUUAUCUAGUUAACUGUCAGUCUCAAAAUAUUAUCCAACAUAAAUCUCUUUCGAGUUCACAGGUUCUUGGAAAAUUAGUUAAUGAAGAACUAGAUUGCAGUGGUGGAUCUAGUAGUGAUAUUGACGAUCCCGCUGAGUCCUCUGCUAUAUUAACAGCUGCGAUUUGUUCAUCAACUGGCUUAAAUACCGACCGUGAUGAAAAUAAUAAAUCUUCUAGAAUGUUUCCUCAACUUUCUGAACAUGCAAAAAAAAUACUAGAGGAUGUUAUUAAACAUCCUUUAAAACAAAAAGACCAACGAAGGUGUAGAGUCACUGACAAGCCAAAUCACCCAUUACAUAUUUGGAGUAUUUUGAAAAAUUGUAUUGGAAAAGAUUUGUCUAAAAUACCAAUGCCGGUAAACUUUUCUGAACCAUUGUCAAUGUUACAAAGAAUCACUGAGGAUUUUGAAUAUUCAAAUAUUUUAGAUACAGCAGCUCAAUGUAAAGAUUCAUUUGAGCAGAUGGCCUAUGUUGCUGCAUUUACAAUUUCAUCUUAUUCAACAACUGUAAAUCGGACAAGUAAACCUUUUAAUCCAUUGUUGGGUGAAACAUAUGAAUGUGAUAGAAUGUCAGACCUUGGUUGGAAAGCAUUUAAUGAACAAGUUUCACAUCAUCCUCCAAUUUCGGCCCAGUAUUGUUCAGGUAAAGAAUGGUCUUGUUGGCAAGAAUUUUCAAUGUCCUCAAAAUUUCGGGGUAAAUACUUACAAGCAAUUCCCAAUGGUAUUGCUCAUCUUGAAUUUUCAGCAUCUGGAAAUCAUUAUACUUGGACCAAAGUUACAACUACUGUUCAUAAUAUAAUUGUUGGUAAACUGUGGGUUGAUCAAACAGGUGAUAUGACAAUAACAAAUCAUAAAGAUGGUUCUAAAUGCCGCUUAAGUUAUAUACCCUACAGUUAUUUCACUAGGGAUCAGCAGAGAAAAGUAAAAGGAUAUGUUAUGGAUAAAGAUAAUGAAAUUAAAUGGGUUAUAAAUGGUACUUGGGACAAUAAAGUUGAAAUAGCUCCUGUUACCAAAUUUGAAGGCCCUAUUGAAAGUCCUACAUGUCAAACAGGAAGUUAUAUAACAGCCUGGCAAAGACAAGCACCUCCAGCUGACAAUGAAAAAUACUACUAUUUCACUGUGUUAGCAAGCCAGUUGAAUGAACUUGAAGAAGGUGUAGCACCAACAGAUUCAAGAUUACGGCCAGAUCAACGUUUGAUGGAGUUUGGUCUUUGGGAUGAAGCUAAUAUUGAAAAACUGAGGUUAGAAGAAAUUCAGAGAGUCCGAAAUCGCAAAGUAAACACAGGAUUAGCAGAUUCCAAUCAAACCAAUGAAAAUGAAGAAGAAGAUGAUGAUACAAUCCAAGAAAAUGAUAACAGUACUAUCAAACCAGUAUGGUUUAAACGAGAUGUUUGCAAAUGGACAAAAAAGCCUUGUUUUACUUUUACACAUGAAUAUUGGGAGUGCAAACAAAAAGGAGAUUGGAGCAGAUGUCCAUCUUUAUUUUAAAUACAUGUGAUAAUUUGUUUAUUGUAUUAAGCUUAAGCAACAUUGUAUAUGGCCAUAUUAUGUUGAAACCUUAGAUUAAAUGUGAACAGAAGUAUCUCAGAAUUGAAGUAUACUACCAAAAACUCCAAAAUGCACGGUAGGUCUUUUCAUGUUAAUAUUAUCUCUAACUAUUUUAUGACUAGUAACUUUGAGUAUUUUUUCCACAAUUUAAACUCUAAAUCUAUUGCACUGCGUAAAUCUUGUAGACAAAAUUAGCCUGAAGAUAAUAUUUUAGAUAAUUUGUAAAUUUACAAAUUAUAGUUUUAUACUUUGUUUUUACAUAUAUGUUUCAUCUUAUAUAUGCUUUGUUACCUAAAUUAUUUAUAACAUAGUUGUCCUUGUAUUAUUUUUUUAAUAUAUUUAUU